CAGGUGCCAGGGCACCCUGGGGCCUCAGCUGCUAACGCCCUUUCUGAGCAGGACCUGAUCGGCCAGGACCUGAACUCUCGCUACCUGAAUGCCCAGGGUGGCCCCGAGGUGGUGGGGGCAGGGGGCUCGGCCCGGCCCCUGGCCUUCCAGUUCCACCAGCACAACCACCAGCACCAGCACACCCACCAGCACACCCACCAGCACUUCACCCCUUAUCCCCCGGGCCUGCUGCCACCCCACGGCCCCCACAUGUUUGAGAAAUAUCCAGGAAAGAUGGAAGGCCUUUUCCGGCAUAAUCCGUACUCGGCCUUCCCUCCCGCAGUGCCCGGCCUACCUCCGGGCCUCCCGCCGGCUGUCUCCUUUGGCUCCCUGCAGGGGGCCUUCCAGCCCAAGAGCACGAACCCCGAGCUGCCACCACGACUGGGGCCAGUGCCAAGCGGGCUUCCCCAAAAGGGGACACAGAUCCCCGACCAUUUCCGGCCACCUUUGAGGAAACCAGGGAAGUGGUGUGCCAUGCACGUGCGCGUGGCUUACAUGAUCCUGAGACACCAGGAAAAGAUGAAGGGCGACUCCCACAAGCUUGACUUUCGGAACGACCUCCUGCCCUGCCUUCCGGGGCCCUAUGGGGCCCUGCCCCCUGGGCAGGAGCUCUCCCACCCGGCCGCCUCCCUCUUCACUGCGACUGGUGCCGUCCACGCUGCAGCCAACCCUUUCACGGCAGCUCCCGGGGCCCACGGACCCUUUCUGAGCCCCAGCACCCACAUUGAUCCCUUUGGGCGUCCCACAAGCUUCGCCUCCUUGGCUGCCCUCUCCAACGGGGCCUUUGGAGGCCUGGGCAGCCCUACAUUCAACUCCGGCGCCGUGUUUGCCCAGAAAGAAAGCCCAGGGGCCCCACCAGCCUUCGCCUCCCCCCCAGACCCAUGGGGCCGCCUGCACCGCAGUCCUCUGGCCUUUCCUGCCUGGGUCCGGCCCCCUGAGGCUGCCCGGACACCAGGCUCAGACAAGGAGCGGCCUGUGGAGCGGAGGGAGCCCUCUCUCCCCAAGGAGGAGAAAGACAGGGACCUCCCCUUCUCACGGCCCCAGCUCCGCGUUUCUCCCGCUACUCCCAAGGCCCGGGCUGGCGAGGAAGGGCCCCGGCCGGCCAAGGAGUCCGUGCGGGUAAAGGAAGAGCGGAAGGAGGAGGCCGCUGCCGCUGCCGCUGCCGCCGCCGCCGCUGCCGCUGCCGCCGCCGCUGCCGCCGCCGCCGCCGCCACGGCCGGGCCCCAGGGCCUUCACCUGCUGUUCGAGAGGCCGCGGCCGCCCCCCUUUCUGGGCCCCAGCCCCCCCGAGCGCUGCGCUGGCUUCCUGGAGCCCACCUGGUUGGCAGGGCCGCCUCGCCUGGCCAGGCCACCCCGCUUCUAUGAGGCCGGUGAGGAGCUGACGGGCCCCGGGGCCGUGGCGGCUGCCCGCCUCUACGGUCUGGAGCCGGCCCACCCCCUGCUGUACAGCCGCUUGGCGCCCCCGCCGCCGCCGCCGCCACCGCCGCCCACCGCGGCCCCGGGCACCCCUCACCUUCUCAGCAAGACACCCCCAGGAGCCCUUCUGGGCGCACCGCCUCCACUGGUGCCCGCCCCCCGGCCUAGUUCCCCACCGAGGGCCCCUGGCCCAGCCCGGGCUGACAGGUGAGGGGAGGGGAGGGGCGGGGGAGGGGGCAAAGCUCCGUUCCCCCUUUCCUUUUGACAAGGUCCUAGAGCUGAGGUUUCAAGCCAGGGCUGGAGGGCAAAGGUCACGACCUCACCAGCCAUCUCUGAGGUCAUGGAACCUGGGAGCAGAAGCCCCCACCCCCACAAGACCAAGCAUCAGAUGGACCUUGGGGUCACUGGGAGGGCAGAGGUCACAAGCCUCUAGAGAGAGGUGUGUGUGUGUGUGUGUGUGUGUGUGUGUACAUGAGAGGUGAGAGCGGGGGUCAUGUCAGAGGUCAUAGCUCGUGACCUCCUGAGGUACACCACCCCCCCCCCGAGGGCCCCUAGGCCCUUGGCCUGCCUCCCCAAGGGCUCACUAAGCCAGAGGCCAAAGUGCCCCCCUCCCCUCACCUACCACCCAAGUCCUCAUGCCCUCUCAGGGCUGGGGGAGGAGGGGCUAACGGAAGGGGGGUUCCAUGUACAUAUUUAUCUCCCCUUCCACAUAGCCCCCCAGACCUUUUGUACAUUUUUACAGGGGUGCCCCUCCCAAUAAUCCCCCUUCCUGGUUAAUUAAAUCCUCAGACUGGUGCUGUGUUCCUAGCCUCUGGCCUCUCUGUGGGGGGAGGGGGGAUUGUAGAGGGAAGAGCUGGGAGGGGACAGGCCGGAACCCAGGGCUUUUAUCCCUGGGAAUAUGGAGUCAGCAGGAGACAGAGCAACUCGGGAAGGGACCUGGGUACCUAGGCUGGAAAGAAGGGCAGAUGCUUCCUGCUUGGCUGACAGCCCAGGUCCGCCCCCCCCAACUUGUUCCUGUUACCUCUGUGUGCCACCACCCCCAAAAGGCUCAAUCUCUAAGCUUCAGACUCCACCUCUUAGUGGCUCAGUUCUCCCUAUUCCAUUUCCAAGUGCCCCCAGGACUCCUGGGCCCUGCCCUCCAGAACCCUGUUCCCCAGAACCCUGCCCUAGGCUGGGGAGGCGGGCAGAGAAGGUCACCAUGUACCACACACCAAAGAAGGGGGUCGGCCCAGGGGCGGGCCACACAGGCAGCUCCUUCAGCAGCCUCUCGGCGGCAGCCUCAGCCUUCCCAAAGCAGCAGGCACCCCCAGGCUGGGGCCCGACCUAGAAGGCAGGGCUCAGUUUAACAGAAACGUAACGUUGACUUUUUUCCCCGCUGGGGCUUAUUCUGUAACAUGACUUGCGGAUAUUUAUAUAAAAAUGAGUGUUACAAUGAG
Molecule: messenger RNA, 2890 nt
Organism: Odobenus rosmarus divergens (Pacific walrus)
Lineage: Eukaryota; Metazoa; Chordata; Mammalia; Carnivora; Odobenidae
Gene: FBRS
Product: fibrosin
Exons: 12
Coding region: 250-1665 (471 amino acids)
Source: RefSeq, a predicted model, not a curated record